Molecule: messenger RNA, 486 nt
Organism: Peniophora sp. CBMAI 1063
Lineage: Eukaryota; Fungi; Basidiomycota; Agaricomycetes; Russulales; Peniophoraceae
Source: the annotation of a GenBank genome assembly
AUGUCGAGCAAGGGCUGGUUUAACCUUGAAUCGAUUGGCGGGACCAUUCCGGAGACACAAUUCUUCGAGGGCGAUUCGGCGUUCAGCUUCCUCGGCUUGACCAGGAAGCAGCGUUUGUACGGAUUUGUGGCUUGCUACGGCAUUGGCUUUAUUCUCAGCUUGCUUGGGACGAUCUUAUUGCUUCUAGGCGGGUUGACUUCUUUCGCUAUUCUCUAUGCUCUCGGGACUAUCGUCUCGCUUAUUGGAACCGGCUUCUUGAUUGGCUUCUCGAAACAGCUGAAACUUAUGUUCAAACCUGUUCGCGUUGUUGCAACCAUUAUAUUUCUCAUCUCUAUUGGGCUCAUCUUCGUGGGCGCCUUUGCUAUUGGCAACGGUGUCAUCUGUAUCAUCUUCGUGAUGAUUGAAUACGUUGCAUUCCUAUGGUAUACGUUGUCGUAUAUCCCGUAUGCGCGCCAGGCUGUCCUCGGCUUCUUCGGUGUAUCAUAG